AUGACGCUGGCGAAGUCGCGCCACGCGUGCCAGCGGUCCAAGGCGAAGCGCGCGGCGCUCCUCGCCGACCUCGAGGCGCGCCGCGGCCGCGCGCGCGGCUGCCGCGCCGUCAUCUUCACGGAGUACAAGGACGUCCACGCGGAGCUCGUCCGCGACCUCCGCCAGACGUUCCCGAGCUUCCGCGUCUUCGAGUUCUCGGGCGGCACGGACGCAAACGUGCGCCACCGGUCCAUCCGCGAGUUCCAGGCCGACGAGGGCCCACCGGACCGCAUCUUCGUCAUCACCAUGCGCGCGGGCUCCGUCGGCAUCACGCUCACGGCCGCGGACGUCGUCUACCUCCUCGGGCCCUGCGUCGACCCCGCCGACGAGGUCCAGGCCGCGGGGCGCAUCCACCGCCUCGGCCAGUCCAGCGACGUCCUCAUCAAGAAGUUCGUCGUCAACGGCACCGUCGAAGCGUCCAUCUGCGAGCUCCACGACAAGAUCAAGGCCGGCGCGCUCGCGCUCGACAGCGCCAACGUCUCCCGCGCGGCCGCGACGCUCCUCUGCAGGCAAGUAAGGUCGUUCGUAAGGGCGAAAGGGGUACUUAAGGAGCGCGCGAGCCUACUCGUCGUCGGCGUCCUCGUCGAGGCGCUUCUCGAGCUUGUCGAGGCACGCCUCGCAGACGCGGCCGCCGGACCAGGACUCCUGGAGGAGCGCGCGGAACGAGGCCUGGCCGCGCGGCGAUGCGCAGGAGUCGCGAAGAGCGGGAGCGAGCUUUCUGAGCUGGCCCUUGCGGGAUUGCUCGUGGCAGCCGUCGCAGAUGAAAUUCGCACACCCGACGCUGCCGCGGCAGCGCGUCAUGGCCAAAUCCGUCAUGGCGUCGAUGUCGUCGCCGCACUCGCCGCAGCGCGGCGGCGGCGGGGGCGGCGGCACGGCGAGCGUCGGUCGCGAUACGGGCUCGUCGUCGUCGAGGCGUAG
This is a messenger RNA of Aureococcus anophagefferens, 957 nucleotides long. RefSeq lists its product as hypothetical. The transcript has a single exon. Lineage: Eukaryota; Pelagophyceae; Pelagomonadales; Pelagomonadaceae. The record is from RefSeq and is a predicted model, not a curated record. Bases 1 to 957 code for a protein of 318 amino acids.